This is a messenger RNA of Closterium sp. NIES-67, 3890 nucleotides long. The record is from the annotation of a GenBank genome assembly. NCBI's taxonomy places the organism in Eukaryota, Viridiplantae, Streptophyta, Zygnematophyceae, Desmidiales, Closteriaceae.
CUCUGCGCCUUCCGCUCUCUGCGCUCCUUCACCCUCCGCUUCCCCGCGAAGGACAUCUCCCCCCUCCUCCGCUGCUCCUCCCUCACCGCCCUCUCCCUCUGGCAGCCCACCGGCGGCUCCCUCGCCCUCCUCGCCUCCCCCUCCUCCUCCGCCUCGGGAAUUCCGGAUUUCGCAGUGCGUCAUUGCCGAUUUCUAGGCAUCGCCACUGGCAGCUCCUUGGCCAGAGCUGCUCGGGCCUGGGAACAUCAUGAGCUUCGGAGAUUCAUCACCUCGGGAAGUGCACGGCCCUCGGGGAGUUCAUGGCUUUGGGAUUCCACUUUUGCAAAAGGAUUUGAUUUUUGUUUUUUCGCAACUCCAUCCCGUCGGAUUGAAACCUCGAUUGCCUCAGCCUGUUCUCCGCGGCUCCAAAGCGUAGGUUGGGUCUGGAUCCGUCCCCAAUGUUCCGUCACCGUUCCCCCUCCGCUCUAGAGCUCAUCGCUAUACCAGAUGCACGGGCUUUGCGGAUUCGCGUUCAGAUUGUGCCAUUUUCAUCUGGCCUUCUGGCUGAGAGCUCGACAUCCACACGAGGAUAAACCCACGGAGAAGCUCCGACCGAUGACUUUGUCGGCUCAGCCUUCAAUGGCUUGUUCCUAACGUGUUGUUUCUUCGUUCGACGCUUCCAUCAACGGAAACUCAACACCAAACGGCGUAUCAAACUCUGCUAAUAAUCGGACGCAUUUCCUGAGGCUACGAGGCUUUAAAUGACGUCCGGAUCGGCCCUGAGUUCUUUGGAAUCUAUCCUCAAAUCCCUCGGGCUGUUCUCCGCAGCUCCUUGCCGAAACCCUUGAUGGUCUUCUGCCUCGGUGAUCCACGUUUACUGCAUCCCUCUUUCUUUUGACCUUCUGUAUGGAGAGCUGCCGUCUGAACCAGAAUACACGCAUGCAGAACCACCCACGCUUGUUCUGCCUCUCCUGGCAUCUGGUUUCACUGAUGGUCUGGUGCUGCUACAUUCGACCUUUCCGUAACCAUCCUUUUUACCCGUCGGCCAGCAUCUGCGUGUACGGCGCUUAACUCAGCAGGUUCACCAUCAUGACGCGUGGCAAUCACUGUCGCCUGCUGUCGCUCCCAGACGAGCUGCUCGAGAAUAUCUUUACGCGCAUCGACCACCCAUCGGACCACGCCAACGUUGCUCUCUCCUGCCCCCGCCUCCACCGCCUUAUUCGAUGCGCGCCCCUCUCUCUCAACCUCGAGUACGUCGCAAGCAGAAGGAGACUGAAGGGCUGCGACGAGAAGAACAAAGCCCAGAACUGGCUGGAUAAACUUUGCAGGUUGGCAAAGGUGUUCACGGGCGUGACCAGUUUAUCCGUGGUCAUCAGGGUCAGCCAUGGGGACGAGCUGCUGGAGGGAAUUGCGGCUGCCUUCCCGAAAUUGCGGAAGCUGAAGCUUGUGCCGCAAUGGCGAGAUUUCUACACGACCGUUGAUGCGUGGAGAGCGUUUGCACAAAAGUGCUCGCUGUUGACACCGCUUGAGCUGGGUUCCUGCGAUGCUUCCCAGGUGGACGGUUCCUCCCAGCAGCCUCUCCUCCCCCCUGGGAACGCCUUCCAGUCCCUGCAGUCCCUCGCUUUCCGCCACGUCCACAUCAACAACGUCCCCUCCCUCCUCAGUUGCUCCUCCCUCACCUCCCUCGCUCUUCACAGGCCCACUACCUCCUUCCUCUCCUCCCUCUCCUCCACCUCCUCCUGCAUUCGUCUUUCCCUCACAUCGCUCGCCAUCGACGGUGGUGGCCUCUGUGCUUUUCUCGAGGAGCUCUCUUCGUUUCCCAACCUCUCCUCCCUCUCCGUACACUCAUGCUGGUCGAAUCCACACGAGCUGCACUCAUCCACUCGUGCCCUCCACACACUCUCCCACCUCUCCAUCCACACGUACAUGUCCAGCCGUUCAGUGGCAGCCAUGGUCCGUUCCAACUCCUCCCUCGCCUCCCUCUCCCUCAGUUGCAGCGCCUAUCGUCUGUUUAGUGCACGAGGACUCGCGUUAGUGUUCCAGCUGUCGGCCGGCAAGCUCCAUACGCUAGAACUCUCCAGCCUGCUGUCGCUCCGCCCCGCUAUGCUUGCAGCCUGCAGCAGCCUGCGGUCGCUGACAGUCAAAGGAGCAAUAGGGCCGCUGGAAGGGCUGGUGGGCAUGCUGGUGAGGGUGGAGGCGACGGGAGAAGAAGGGAUGGGUGGAGAAGAGGGAGGAGGGGAAGGAGGAGGGGAGGCAAGGAAUAAAGGAGAGGAACCAGCCGUGGGAAGCAGAAUUCAUGAGGAGUUAGGGAGAGAUGGAACACCAGCAGCAGCAGCAGCAGCAGCAGCGGGAGGGGAAGUUGGGAUGAGGAGGAGGGUCUAUUUGGAUAUUCGCACAGUAGCGGCUGCAGCACAUGCGGAUCGUAUGUCUGCACUCAAGGAUACCUCCAAUCUGAGGCAUGCCUCGAAUAGGUGCUUAGACACAGUGCGCCAUUUACCUCAGAGUUAUUUCCAGACUCCAGCUCGUUUCAGAGACACGGUUCAAGCAUUCGGGAACGCGAUUGCAGCAUGUCAUGCUGUCUGUGUGGGGAUCCAAGACUUUCUCACUGCCAAGGAGAGGGAAGCAGCUCUGAUGCGAGAGUUUGCUUCCGUCCAGUCAUCGGGUGUUUUUACUGAGAGGUUCGUUCCAGAAAACUAUAGGAUUGACACUGAAGAGCUCAAAAUUGACCGCCUUGCCGCUGCUGCUGCUGCUGAGGCUGCUGCUGCUGCAGAGGCCGGUGCGCCGGCAUCCCGUGAAGCGUUUCUCGAGGUGCUGAACUCGCUUAAGGAGCAGGUGAAGAUUCAUAUAUCUGCCAUGUAUGAAUCUCUUGCCAUGCUCGCCCCUGAAGAUGAUCAGCUGAUCACAGCAGGGGAGCCAGCAGCAACCCCAGCAGCAUCACUGCAAAUGGAAAGGGCUCAGGGAGAGGAAACUUCAAGGGAGCAGCAGGAACAGUCAGGCAGCAGACGCACAGGAGCUGAAGCGAUGCAGGGAGCCAACAAUGCAACCCCUGUGGAAGUGUUCUGCCCGUGCCUGGAGUCUUUGCUCCUCGAAGAGAUUCAAUUCGUUAAUACUUCCGAGUCCUCUUGGGUGUCUGCAACCCGUCCGACUUCACCUCUCCCCGUGUACCCUGCUCGCAGUCGCCCCUCCUUCCCCCGCUUCUCCAAUUCCACCCCCCAUCCAAGCUUUCAGCAGCACUCGUUUGAGAGCAUUGCAUGGGCAGCGGUGUUUGGGUGGCUGAAGCGGCUGGCACUGGUGCGGUGCAGAGGGGUGGGGGAGGAGCAGCUGAGGGGGGUGCUGCAUGCAUGCCAGUGGCUGGUGGAGCUGAGGGUGGAGCACAGCGAGGCCAUGUCCGACGCACUGCUGCUGGCAACCACGCUCCACACCCUCACACAUGCUACUCUGGUUAAUUGCGACCAAGUCACUGCUGCUGGCAUCACAGGGGUGCUUGGAAGUUUUCCAAGAUUGAUGCAGUUGAAGGUGGAAGUGGAUAAGGUUCUUGAAAGGGCUCGGAGGAAUCUGCUUCGUGCUGGCGUGGUGGUGAGGGGGGUGUAAGCUGAUGCGAUGGGAUGGCGAUUGAGGGGGCUGUGAUGUGUUUUUUGUGUCAGGAUGUGGUAGCAUGGGGAUUUGUGGCUCCUUCAGAUGUUGUUCAUGAAGUCAGAUUCUAUGGUGCUCUAUGCCUUUAGGCAAGAUGGAAUUAGAGCUUGUCAUGGCCUACAAGGUUGCACUGCUUCACUGUGCCAAGUGGGUGAAGGCUAUGUUCGCAUCAGGAAUGGUAGGUAAUACCAUAGCUAGUCUUGGGAUCUUGUCUUAGCUUUCAUGGUAUUUAUGUUCAAAUUAUAUAAGUUAUAAUUUAAUAUAGGCUUGGUAGGUUG